This is a messenger RNA of Sarcophilus harrisii (Tasmanian devil), 3297 nucleotides long. It is a transcript of the gene PLEKHS1, whose product is annotated as pleckstrin homology domain containing S1. The coding region runs from base 5 to 1504 and encodes 499 amino acids. The transcript is spliced from 13 exons. Lineage: Eukaryota; Metazoa; Chordata; Mammalia; Dasyuromorphia; Dasyuridae. The record is from RefSeq and is a predicted model, not a curated record.
UGCAAUGGCUUCCAAAACUGAAGCUUACUCAGGCAAACAAGUGCCAUUUUAUUAUGAAAAUGAAGUCUGCAGACAAGCCCACUUUAUUAAAUCACCACCUCCUCAGCUUUUUUCCUCCCAGGCUUCCUGGAAAAAUCGGUUUUUUAUCCUGUCAAAAAAUGAGAAAAAUUGCUACAGUCUUCAGUAUUUUAAAGAUCAUCACUGCCAGGGUUCCAUUGAAAUUGAUCAAAUUUCCAGUAUACAAGUUGGAAUCAGUAACCAUGAGAAAAUGGCAUCAGUCCAAAAGAUGUUUAAAUGCUUACCUGAUGAGGUGAUGUCCAUUAUAACCCCUAAAAGGGAUUACUUUCUCAUUGGCAAAGACUGGAGGACAAUUGAAGACUGGGUCUCCUUCAUAUCAUCAUCUUGCCUAGAUUUGAAAGUCACUCAUCAGAAUGCAAAGAAUAUAAAUCUUGUGAAUCAAGACGCCAGAAACAAGGCCAGUGUUGUACAGCCUCUUGACUCUAAAGAGAACAUCUAUCAAAUCAUUUCAGAAAUUGAUGAUGAUGUGCAAGAGAAACAUUUCUCAGAAGAGAGAAGACCUGUUUCCUAUCCUGGCCAUUGUUCUGAUUCUCUUAAUUCAUCAGAGGGCAAAAUCUGCUCAAGUCUUCCAAGAAACAGUCUGCCAGACAUGAAAACAUUUGCUCUCACUCGAUCAUAUGCGGUGAAAUUGAAAACACUUAAUUAUCUUCCCAUGUCCCAAAGGAAACAUAAUUUUCUUCGUAAGCAGCAAAUAGAAGGGAAUUCUUCAAAACCCAGCCAGUCUCCUCUGAUGAGUGAUUUAGCUCCUGAGAACCAAGAAGAGACAAAAGAGGAGAAUCAUUAUCUUAGUCCUCGAAGUAUUCUUGCUCAGUUGAACGAUAUAAUUGCUUCCAGUGAAGACAAAGAAUUUGCUGAAUCCAAAGAAUCAGACCAAGUCUCCAAGCCAACUGAUCAUCUCUACAUGUUAAUGAAAUCUUGUUUUGAUGAAGAGAAAUUCCAGCAAUCUUUCAAUAGCAAAGAAGAAGCUCUUCCAGCAAACCAGGAUGAGGGACUCAACCUGCAGAGACAAGAGGAAAGAAACAAGUCAUGUCAUUCAUCCAGUAGCAAAGAACCAAAGACUGAGAACCAGAAAAGGAGAUUGAGUUCACUUUCCAUUGUGCAGCUAUCCAGAAUAAUCAAUAACAUACCUGCUGGAAGCUCCCUGGAAGAAGUGGAUGUGUUCCUUUCCAAGAAUGACAUCAACAAAUACCUGACAUUCACCCAAGCUAUAGGUCAUAUAUGUGUGGCUCAGUGGGAAGGUCCCCCACAUUUGGGAUGUAUAUUUCACCAAGGAGAUCGCCUAUCAGCUGUGAAUGACCUUAAGCCUCAUAACCUGGAGGAGGUGGGCUUAUUCCUGGACAGAUCCUUAAAGAAGGAGGUGAAGUUGACCAUCUGCCGGAUCCCCGAUUCAGAUAAAUUCCAUACUGUGACCUGUGCCUGCUCUUGAAAAGUACCCUUUUGGCUAAGGCUGGGGUAUCCACUAUCUCCUCUUCAGAUAAGUGGUGAAAGAAUAUGAAUAAAGAGUUUUCAGUAAGAAUUUCAAAUAUGAAUGAAAACUAACAUAUAAGAAGGAUGCUUCAAAUUACUACUAAUAAAACACAAAAUUGAAACAACUUUAUAGUUAUAUCCCACAUCCAGCAAACUGAAAAAUGACAGAAGAUGAGAAGAGUCAAUGGUGGAUGUGCUGACAAAGGGGCACAGCCAUAUAUUAUAGGUGGAAACAUUGAUUAGUCCAAUCAUUCUGGAAAACAUUUUGGAUUUAGGUGAAGUAAGUAAAAUAGCUGCCAGGUAUAAACAAUAAGGUAAUCAGGAACAAAAAGACAGUCCCUAUUUUUGUCUAAAUUUAUAUUUUUGUAUGUGGUAGCAAAAAAACUGGAAGCAGAGUAGAUGUCCACUCAUCAGAGAAUGACUAAAUAAAAUUUUUCAAGUGAAUUUAUGGGAUAUUCCUAUGCUAUAAGAAAUAAUAAACAUCAUGAAUACAAAGAAGCAUGGAGAAACUUAUAGCAACUGUUUCAAAAUGAAGUGAACAGAAUCAAGAAAUCAUUUACACAGUGACUCUGACAUUGUAAACGAGUGUCCAGCUCUGCCUAAGGAUACUUUACAUGAUUUAUUUCACUGCUCUAAGUUUGUUUCCUCCUCUAAAAAAUGGGGAUGAAAAUGUCUGUGUUGACUACAGUUUUGAGAAAAGUGCUUUACAAAACGUAAAUGCUAUUGACCUGUGAGCAGCCAUUAUUGCGCUGAUAAAGUCCUACAUACUGAUAUCUCCUCAGAGCCUGGAGGUAACCUUGGGCUCUCAAGUGCUAAGGCAAUGAAGUGAAAUCUCUGGUAGGUUCAAGAGACUUAAAAGGAUUUGAGUUUGGCUUCAAGAGCUGCAUCUUGCCUGAAAUCCAGUUUACCUAAGCAUGGGGAGACUCAUUACUAGAAGGUGAUUAGCUUUCCGGGAGGGACAACUCAAUAAUAAUAACAAAAAUCAAAACAAUUCUUUAUAAUAAUAAUAAUAAUAUCUUCUUGUCUCGUUGAAUCAGAUGGAAGAUUACAGAUAUGGAACACUACAUAUAACACAAAAUUUUUUUUUCAAAAUGUUGGCUGGUUUUAAUGAACUAUUUUCUUUAUCUUUAAAAGAAAUUCUUUAUUAUAAGGAAUGGUUCUAUAGGAAAGGGCAAGGGGGAAAAAUACAGUGGAAAGUGGAAACCAAAGGUAUCCAUAUUUUUUAAAAAGAAUCAAAGUAAUAUUACUUAAGGCUAAUAUGGGUCUGGGUGGGCAGUCUUAAUAAUGAUGCUUAUGGUGCAGUGAAUAAAGCACCAAUCCUGAAGUCAUGUGAACCUGAAUUCAAAUAUGGCCCCAGAUACUCAAUACUUAUAAGCUAUGUUACUCUGAGCAAGUUACUCAACCCCAAUUGCCUUGAAAAAAAAAUAAUAAUAACAAUAAAAUAAGGAUCCUAGUUUGUUGAAAGAACUUUUCUAAUGUAACCCUGACAGAAAAGACUGGGGAAAUGAGUCUAUCCCCCACUCAUUUUUCAAAUCCAUCUUGAUUGUCCCAAAAACCUAAAGGAAAAGAAGAGUUUGAAACUGUUAAAAAUUACAGAGAGGUCAAGAAUGAGGAUUGAGAAAAGGUCACUGGAUUAAGAUACUGAAUAAGUCAUUUAAGACUUUGGGUCACAGCUUCUACAUCUGAAAUAUGGAAAUAAUAGUCACAAAGAUUCAUUUUCAUGAGUUCAAAUGUAGUGCCAGCCUAGCUAUG